Messenger RNA from Uloborus diversus, 1122 nucleotides. RefSeq lists its product as uncharacterized. The transcript is spliced from 3 exons. The record is from RefSeq and is a predicted model, not a curated record. NCBI's taxonomy places the organism in Eukaryota, Metazoa, Arthropoda, Arachnida, Araneae, Uloboridae. Bases 317 to 1042 code for a protein of 241 amino acids.
CAUUUCCGAUGUCGGCGCGAGCAUGCGCAGUUCAAAGAGGUGACGUCACAAUGACCUGGCAAACGAGUUUCCGCAGCGACGUUCUUUUCCGAUAGGCUCUUGGAAGAAUGGUGCAAGAUUAGCGAAGAGAAAGGCAGAGUGAGAUCUGUUUGAAUGAAAACGGUUUCGAAUGCGUUCUUCUUAUUAUUAUCUCUUGAGGUAUAUGCUUCAUUCUUACAAAGUGACUUCACGUCUAUUACUCCAAAAUCGAAUGCGUUGUUCUUGCUUCUUGCCUGCUGCUAUUUCUGUUUGAUAAGUGUUCUGUUGUCUGUUUAAAAUGCCUGUAAAAAGGAAAAGAGUCACUAAAAGCCAGAUUAAAAUAUUGGUGGAACAUAUGGAGAAGAAUGCAAAUUUGAACUCUGGUACCUUGAACUCGAACUACUCUUCUGCCCAGAGACAGAAAGAUUGGUUUGAAUUAGGACUAAAGCUCAAUGCGGAAGUUUUCGGAGCGGAAAAAUCUAUCGAAAAAUGGCAAAAAACCUGGAGCGACUACAAAUCUGAAGUGAAAAGAAGACAUCGAGAUUUCCAAGAGAAAAUUAUUACCGGUCCUUUUGCAUUGCGAGAGCUUACUUCUUUGGAUAGAAGAAUUUUAAAAUUAAUGGGAAAAGACGUUACUGAUGGAUUCGAACCAAAGGUUGAGUUUGAAGAUGCUGCAAGCGACCAGUUACCGUGGGAAAUAUCCCAGGUCAAUUCCCUUUGCCAAGAGUCAGUAGCUCCCACCAUACAAGCAAAAGCAACCAGUCAGCCUUUGAUACUAACUCCCGCGACUUCAAGCCGUCUCCCGGAGGAGAAGGAUGAUUCCCUUCCAGGCAAAGGCAAGGAAGAUGAAGAGACGAAUGACAACAGCAAGAAUCAGCUUGAAGCACCAUCGACUACUACUUCAGCAAUAAUGGAAGUGGCCAAAGCGCUGCGGACACUUGCCGAUAUUCAGUCUAAAUUUCUUGAAAUAGAGGACAGAAAAGCAUCUGCGUUUGAAAAAAUUGCAGAACAUUUUUGUAAAUAAAUUUAUUUAUAUAUUUGUUACAACCACUACAGUGUGGCUCUAAAAAGUUGAAGCUUGUCCUUGCCAACUCUCACUUCUUU